GAUAUUGCCGCUCUUGUUGUUGACCAUGGCUCCUGGCUUUGCAGGAGACGAUGCCGCUCGGGCUGUCUUCCCUUCCAUUGUUGGGUGCCCCAGACAUCAGAGUGUGAUGGUAGGUAUGCGCCAGAAAGACAGCUAUGUGGGGGAUGAGGCCCAGAGCAAGAGAGGUAUUCUGACCCUGAAGUACCCCAUCGAACAUGGUAUCAUCACCAACUGGGAUGACAUGGAGAAGAUCUGGCAUCAUACUUUCUACAAUGAGCUCUGUGUGGCCCCUGAAGAGCACCCUGUGCUGCUCACAGAAGCUCCCCUGAACCCCAAACAGGUGACUCAGAUUAUGUUUCAGACCUUCAACACCCCAGCCAUGUACGUUGCCAUCCAAGCUGUGCUGUCGCUGUAUGCCUCUGGUCGUACCACUGGUAUUGUGAUGGACUCCGGUGAUAGUGUGACCCACACUGUGCCUAUCUAUGAAGGUUAUGCCCUUCCCCACGCCAUCCUCCAUCUGGAUCUGGCUGGCCGUGAUCUGAUGGACUACCUCAUGAAGAUCCUGACCGAGAGAGGGUACAGUUUCACUACCACAGCCGAGAGGGAAAUUGUGCGUGACAUCAAGGAGAAGCUGUGUUACGUCGCCCUAGACUUCGAGCAGGAGAUGGCCACUGCUGCAUCUAGCUCUUCUCUGGAAAAGAGCUAUGAGCUCCCUGAUGGUCAGAUCAUCACCAUUGGCAACGAGAGGUUCCGAUGCCCAGAAGCCCUUUUCCAACCAUCUUUCUUAGGUAUAGAAUCCUGUGGAAUCCAUGAAACUACCUUCAACUCAAUCAUGAAGUAUGAUGUUGACAUCCGUAAGGAUUUGUAUGCCAAUACCGUAUUGUCUGGUGGUACUACCAUGUACCCAGGCAUUGCUGACAGGAUGCAGAAGGAGAUUACAGCCCUAGCUCCCAGAUCAAUGAAAAUCAAGAUCAUUGCCCCACCUGAGCGCAAAUACUCUGUCUGGAUUGGAGACUCCAUCCUGGCCUCUCUCUCCACCUUCCAACAGACGAGGAUCAGCAAGCAGGAGUAUGAUGAAUCUGGGCCCUCCACUGUCCACCACAAAUGCUUCUAA
Trichosurus vulpecula (common brushtail) is the source of this 1093-nucleotide messenger RNA. RefSeq names its product actin, cytoplasmic 2-like. NCBI's taxonomy places the organism in Eukaryota, Metazoa, Chordata, Mammalia, Diprotodontia, Phalangeridae. The record is from RefSeq and is a predicted model, not a curated record. Bases 26 to 1093 code for a protein of 355 amino acids. The transcript has a single exon.